Hypoxylon trugodes is the source of this 1136-nucleotide messenger RNA. Its product is annotated as Ribokinase-like protein. Lineage: Eukaryota; Fungi; Ascomycota; Sordariomycetes; Xylariales; Hypoxylaceae. The record is from RefSeq and is a predicted model, not a curated record. Bases 119 to 1024 code for a protein of 301 amino acids. The transcript has 5 exons.
AUCUUCGGAUACUUCACCUAAUCGAGCUUGUAUUGUAUGAUUGUGUUGAAUCAAUAUCGUAUCGUAUGUGUUGGAAUUGCGCCCUGGAUAACGUGGCACAGCAUCACCAUCAACGAACAUGAAGAAACUCGUUUGUGUCGGAGCUUGCUAUCUUGAUACCAUCCUCGAUAUACCUCACUACCCGGGCGAGGAUUCGAAAUUACGUGCAACCAAUCUACAAGUUCGUCGUGGUGGCAAUUGUCCUAACACACUCGAGGUGCUCCAGCAGCUCCUGAGGGAGCAGGACGGUCAUGAUGUCAAACCCUACUUGAUAUCUUGUUUACCUAGUGCCGACGCACCCGCGACGAGAACCAUAAUAGAUUCGUUUGGGUCGGGUAGCCUCGUCGACUUCGCAAGAUGCAUCUUCCGCGCGGAUCACAGGGAUCCCGCGAGUAGCUAUAUCCUACGCAGCGAAGCCACCGGGAGUCGCACCCUCGUCAACUACAACGCCCUACCUGAGAUGACGAUCGACGAAUUCAUCGCCGCUGCCAACGAGGUCGGCGACGAAGCGUGGUUCCACUUUGAGGGACGGAUUCCUGAGACGACGUUGCAGUGCAUUCGGUAUCUGAGGCAAACUUUCCCCAGCACCAAAGUCAGCGUCGAGGUCGAAAAACCGGGCCGAGAGGGAUUAGAAGAUCUGGCGGCUGAAGCGGACGUUGUUUUCUAUUCGCGGAGCUGGGCUGAAAGUAAGCGGUACGAGGACGCUCGAAAAUGCUUGAGUGCCCAAUCGGGCGUGGCCCGGCAAGCGUCUCUCCUCUUGUGUACGUGGGGUGCGGACGGUGCAUCGUGUCUAUCACUUCCCAGCCAGAAGGCCGUGUCUUGCCCGGCUACCUUGCCUGGACAAACCAUUUCCGUAGUGGAGUAUGUUAGACCGCUGGCCGAGCCGUUGUUACUAUACUACUUUGCUGUCGUCUCCUGCAGUAGUACCAGCAGCUCUGAACCGGGUUUCUUUUGUCUAAGUAUCAUCAUCGCUAGUUUCGAUUGAUUUCCUCCUUGAUGUUAUUGGAACGUAAGUAAUCAAGGAACUCGUUAGGCUAACGAAAAUAUAUCCCUGUGGUUAGCACCGUGGGAGCAGGUGGUACGUGUCAUAUUUUCAU